AUGCCCCUCGACGACGACGACAACCCCACCGCGGCGCCGGCCGUUCAGCUCCAAAACGACUCGGGCGCCGGCGAUGAGGCCGAGGACGAAGGGCUCUUCGACAUGCGCCUAUUCGCCUCCAUGUUCAACAAGAAGGGCGUCUCGAGCCAGGCGGUGCGCAAGGGCCAGAAGGACUUCGAGUCGCACGGCACCCGCGCGCAGGAAAACGCGCUCGAGACGAGCAGGCAGGUCAUCGAGGAGGUGCUCUCAUACUCGCGCGUGCACCGCGACACCUGGAGCAAAGGGUGGUACUUCCCCGACUACUGGCCCGAGACGCUGCAGGCCGUCGAAGACGGGGACACGUCUGGGCUCGCGAGACCCGAGUAUCUGCAGGAGUUUCUGGCCGAGACGGGGCCCAUCUACGCAAAGGAGCGGGUCGCCGUCGUCGAGGAAAUGAAGGGACCACAGGCGAAAUCGAUGGGACGGGUUAUUAGAGGGCUCAAGGCGCCGAGGCCGGCGGUCGGAAAGCUGUGGCUGUUGCCCGAGGAGGCGCUGUUUCUCGUCGAGAGAGGCAGCCUGGAUCUCUGGUGGCCCUUUCGCGAGCUUGGGGAGAUCUUGCCGCCGCCGGAGAGCAAGGUUGCGGAGGGAACCGUACACGAUGCGGAGCAAACAAAAGCAGACUCCGGCGAGGAGGCGGACGAGGGCUCAGACGACGAAUUCGACGCCGGCGUGCCCCUGAGUUUACAGGCCGCAUAUGCCCUCUUUAUCGGCAUGGACGGCGAGCGGGGCAAGAUUACCCUCCCCAAAUACCAAGUCUACUCGCAUCUCCGCCGGUUAGGAUACUACGUCCAGCGCGCGCCGCCUGAUGCCACCAAUCUUGUACCUCAGCCCCAACCUGCAGGGAAGUCAUUAUGGCAGUGGCUCGUUUCACUCCUCGACAGACCCGCGCCCACGCCGCCGCCCUACGGGCCCCUCGUUAGGCCCGGCGUCUACCGCCAAUACAGCCUCAUUUACAAACAACUCGAGCUCCUCGUACGGUACCAGCCAACGGCCGCUCCCCAGGAACAGGUCGCGCCGGAGGGCGCGUACAAGGUUCACUGGCACGUGUGGAAGCCAUCCAAGCAUCCGAACCUGCGCGUGACGGACCUCCCGCCGCCGGAUAUUCGCAUCGCUGUCGCCGACGCGCGGGAUGACCCCGUGCCGUCGUUCGAGGAGGUGUCGGCGCUGCUGGACUCGACGCCGUACGAUCCGCCCGACCUGAACACGAUGGGUGGGCCGGGGCGACUGUACCAGAGGCUCAGGCACGGGUACCGCAACGUGCUGAUCGCGGUUGUGGACCGCGGCCUGGUGAACUUCAUGAGGUUCGGCCAGGCGGCGUUCGGGGAGGAGAGGCUGUAUGAGAGGUUUGACAACCGAGGCGGGUUCCGUGGCGGGAAGAGGGGCGGGAGGGGUGGACGGGGGCGAGGUGGAAGGGGCAGGGGACGCGGCCGGUGA
Messenger RNA from Colletotrichum higginsianum IMI 349063, 1473 nucleotides. RefSeq names its product tRNA splicing endonuclease subunit. NCBI's taxonomy places the organism in Eukaryota, Fungi, Ascomycota, Sordariomycetes, Glomerellales, Glomerellaceae. Gene Ontology annotation, cellular component: tRNA-intron endonuclease complex. The transcript has a single exon. Bases 1 to 1473 code for a protein of 490 amino acids. Gene Ontology annotation, biological process: tRNA-type intron splice site recognition and cleavage. The record is from RefSeq and is a predicted model, not a curated record.